Molecule: messenger RNA, 216 nt
Organism: Iphiclides podalirius (scarce swallowtail)
Lineage: Eukaryota; Metazoa; Arthropoda; Insecta; Lepidoptera; Papilionidae
Source: the annotation of a GenBank genome assembly
AUGGAUCCUUAUUGCGACGGAGCAGAUGCGAUUGUAGGAGAUCACGUUGGAAGCGGCUGUCUCGUAACUUUGUCGAAAGGACGUACUCGAUCGACCCAGCCGCACGUCUCCAGCGGCUUCAUCGAUCAAGCUCCGUCCGCGUCACCUUCAGCGCACCAAUCGACCGGAAACGAGACCCUCACCAAAUCCCAAAUUGGAUCGUGUCGUCCGCGAUCC